UUAACACAUUACACAAUACAUGAUUCUAUGUUGCGGAAAUAAGUACGGUAUGAAUGGACUUCAACGAAAAACAUCGAGAAGGAACUCGACGACGGGCGCUUGUACAUAUGACAUUUGGCCAUUUUUAGGCAUGAACUUCCUGACUCGUUUUCGAUUUUUACCGCGAUUAUCAACACCAAAAGUCAUGUCCUUUGAAGAUUCAGUAUCAAGACUUGGCUCUGCGAUUAAAGAUCUUGUCGCGUCUGCUGCCAAAGAUGAUCCUUCGCUCGCUGGGAAAUCCGAGAAGGAUCAAGCGGAGGUCGUUCAGUGGAUUGAAAAGGUUGGACAAGGAGAUAUCGUCAAGGCAGAUAACUUCAAAGAUCUAAACUCUGUGCUUCUUCCCCGAACGUACAUUGCUACCAACUAUCUAACAGCGGCUGAUGUUGCUCUCUACGGCGCGUUACAUCCCAUAAUAUCGAAGCUACAACCCCCGGAAUACCAUUCGCAUCCUUCAAUAACUCGAUAUUUUGAUCACAUCCAGUCUAUACCUCCCGUUCGGAAAGCCGCCGAUGCCUCUUCCAACUAUACUCUUGUCAGCUUCGAUCUCGUCCACACGCCAAAAAUCGAUCACACACCUGAACCUCCGAAGAAGAAGGAAAAAAAAGACAAAGCUGCACCUGUCGACUCAGCCUCACCGCCUGCGCCUGCUGCCGCUGCAACUUCGACGGCAGAAGCUCCCAUAGACGAAGGAAAAAUUCAGAAGAAAGAAAAGAAGGAAAAGAAAGAAAAACCUGCAGUAGACGCCGCAAAGGAGGGUAAAAAGGAAAGUAAGAAAGGAGGAGGAGGAGGCAAGGCUGCUCCUGCCGAUGAAGGCGAGCCUGUACCCUCGAUGAUUGAUCUCCGGGUUGGCCACAUUCUUGAUGUUCAAAAACAUCCGGAUGCUGAUGGACUUUAUAUCGAGCAAAUCGAUAUCGGCGAAGAGACGGGCCCACGCACUGUGGUCUCCGGUCUUGUGCAUUAUAUUCCCAUUGAGCAGAUGCGGAACAAGUACUUGGUUGCCGUUUGCAAUCUCAAACCCGCAAAUAUGCGUGGCGUGAAAAGUUUUGCGAUGGUUCUUUGCGCUACUUCGAAAGACGGAAAAGAGGGUGGCAUUGAGCUGAUUCAACCUCCAGAAAACUCAAAACCAGGGGAUCGUGUCUACUUUGAAGGCGCAGAAUUCGAGAAUGCAACUCCACUUUCCCAAUUGAACCCCAAGAAGAAGAUCUUUGAGACGGUUCAGCCAGGAUUUAUCACCCUCGAAACCAGAGAAGCUGCGUGGGUUAACUCUGUAACAGGCAGUACGCAUAAAAUUCGGACCAAAAAUGGUGUCUGUGUGGCCCCAACACUCGUGGGUGCCUCUUUAUCGUAGAAAAAUCUGUAUAUUGCAUACACAUAUUGAGAUUGAAUUUUGAA
This is a messenger RNA of Lentinula edodes (shiitake mushroom), 1431 nucleotides long. RefSeq lists its product as uncharacterized. Lineage: Eukaryota; Fungi; Basidiomycota; Agaricomycetes; Agaricales; Omphalotaceae. The record is from RefSeq and is a predicted model, not a curated record. Gene Ontology annotation, cellular component: methionyl glutamyl tRNA synthetase complex. Gene Ontology annotation, molecular function: tRNA binding. The transcript has 9 exons. Bases 20 to 1387 code for a protein of 455 amino acids.